AUGCGGGGGGAGACACAGACUGUCAGUCAAGCUCACAGGCUGGAGAGGAGGGGCUGUACUCUGGACAGCAGUGACUCUGGGAAGAACCCAGGUGUCCUGGUGGAGUCAACUGCCCAUGAGCUCCCCAGGCGAUGCUGUGGCCAAGAGCGUGAGUGUGACCCUGAGCUGCAGAACCAGGGGGAUACUGCUGUUCCCGAGCAUCCCAAGCACCCAGAUCCCUGCAGUGGAGUGCAGUGCCGAAGGGGGUACCAGUGCAUCGACAAGAAUGGAGAGCCAGAUUGUAUCCCUGACUUUCGAACCUGCAACUCAGUAUACUGCAAAGAAGGAACUACUUGCAAUAUUGUACAUGGCUGGCCCAGGUGCAUCCCCAACCCACCAUCCUGCCAUCACGUCAAAUGCAAACAGGGGACUGUGUGCAAACUUCAGAAUGGCUGGCCCAGCUGUGUCCCUGUGCCAUCAUCCUGCCAGAACACCCAAUGCAAAAAAGGGACCAUGUGCCAGGUCGUAGAUGGCUGGCCCAAGUGUGUCCCUGUGCCAUCCUGCCAGAACACCCAAUGCAAGGAAGGAACCAUGUGCCAGGUCAUAGAUGGCUGGCCCAAGUGUGUCACUAUGCCAUCCUGCCAGAACACCCACUGCAAGGAGGGGACCAUGUGCCAGGUCAUAGAUGGCUGGCCCAAAUGCAUCCCUGUGCCAUCCUGCCAGAACAUCCACUGCAAGGAGGGGACCAUGUGCCAGGUCAUAGAUGGCUGGCCCAAGUGUGUCCCUGUGCCAUCCUGCCAGAACACCCACUGCAAAGAGGGGACCAUGUGCCAGGUCAUAGAUGGCUGGCCCAAGUGUGUCCCUGUGCCAUCCUGCCAGAACACCCACUGCAAAGAGGGGACCAUGUGCCAGGUCAUAGAUGGCUGGCCCAAGUGUGUCCCUGUGCCAUCCUGCCAGAACACCCACUGCAAAAAGGGCACUGUGUGCAAAGAAAUAGAUGGCUGGCCCAAGUGCGUCCCUGUGCCAUCCUGCCAGAACACCCACUGCAAGGAGGGGACCAUGUGCCAGGUCAUAGACGGCUGGCCCAAGUGUGUCCCUGUGCCAUCCUGCCAGAACACCCACUGCAAAAAGGGCACUGUGUGCAAAGAUAUAGACGGCUGGCCCAAGUGUGUCCCUGUGCCAUCCUGCCAGAACACUCACUGCAAAAAGGGCACUGUGUGCAAAGAAAUAGAUGGCUGGCCCAAGUGUGUCCCUGUGCCAUCCUGCCAGAACACGCAUUGUAAAAAGGGCACUGUGUGCAAAGAAAUAGAUGGCUGGCCCAAGUGCAUCCCUGUGCCAUCCUGCCAGAACACCCACUGCAAGGAGGGGACCAUGUGCCAGGUCAUAGACGGCUGGCCCAAGUGUGUCCCUGUGCCAUCCUGCCAGAACACCCACUGCAAAAAGGGCACUGUGUGCAAAGAAAUAGAUGGCUGGCCCAAGUGUGUCCCUGUGCCAUCCUGCCAGAACACCCACUGCAAAAAGGGCACUGUGUGCAAAGAAAUAGAUGGCUGGCCCAAGUGCGUCCCUGUGCCGCCAUCCUGCCAGAACACUCACUGCAAAAAGGGCACUGUGUGCAAAGAUAUAGAUGGCUGGCCCAAGUGUGUCCCUGUGCCAUCCUGCCAGAACACUCACUGCAAAAAGGGCACUGUGUGCAAAGAAAUAGAUGGCUGGCCCAAGUGUGUCCCUGUGCCAUCCUGCCAGAACACCUAUUGUAAAAAGGGCACUGUGUGCAAAGAUAUAGACGGCUGGCCGAAGUGCGUCCCUGUGCCAUCCUGCCAGAACACCCACUGCAAAAAGGGCACUGUGUGCAAAGAUAUAGAUGGCUGGCCCAAGUGUGUCCCUGUGCCAUCCUGCCAGAACACCCACUGCAAAAAGGGUACUGUAUGCCACAUGAUAUAUGGCUGGCCCAAGUGUGUCCCUGUGCCAUCCUGCCAUGACACACUCUGCAAAGAGGGCACCGUGUGCCAGGUCAUAGAUGGCUGGCCCAAGUGUGUCCCUGUGCCAUCUUGCCAGAACACUCAUUGCAAAAAGGGUACCAUGUGCCAGAUCAUAGAUGGCUGGCCCAAGUGCAUCCCUGUGCCAUCCUGUCAGAACAUGCAUUGCAAAAAGGGGACCGUGUGCCAGGUCGUAGAUAGCUGGCCCAAGUGCGUCACUGUGCCAUCCUGUCAGAACACGCAUUGCAAAAAGGGCACUGUGUGCAAAGAUAUAGAUGGCUGGCCCAAGUGUGUCCCUGUGCCAUCCUGCCAGAACACCAACUGCAAAAAGGGCACUGUGUGCCAAAUCAUAGAUGGCUGGCCUAAGUGUGUCCCUUUGCCGUCCUGCCAGAACACCCACUGCAAAAAGGGCACUGUGUGCAAAGAUAUAGAUGGCGGGCCCAAGUGUGUCCCUGUGCCAUCCUGCCAGAACACCCACUGCAAAAAGGGCACUGUGUGCCAAAUCGUAGAUGGUUGGCCUAAGUGCGUCCCUUUGCCGUCCUGCCAGAACACCCACUGCAAAAAGGGGACUUUUUGCAGCAUAGGCACUAUGUGCCAGAUCAUAGAUGGCUGGCCUAAAUGUGUCCCUGUGCCAUCCUGCCAGAACACCCAUUGCAAAAAGGGCACUGUGUGCAAAGAUACAGAUGGCUGGCCCAGGUGUGUCCCUGUGCCAUCCUGCCAGAACACCCAUUGUGAAAAGGGUACUUUUUGCAGCAAAGUAGAUGGCUUGCCUAGGUGUGUCCCUGUGCCAUCCUGCCAGAACACACAGUGCAAAAAGGGGACUGUGUGCAAGGUUGAAGAUGGUUGGCCAAAAUGUGUCUCUGUGCCAUCCUGCCAGAAUACCCAUUGCAAAGAGGGGACCCUCUGCCAGGAGGAAGGUGGCUGGCCGAAGUGUGUCCCUGUGCCAUCCUGCCAGAACACCCGCUGCAAAGAAGGGACUAUGUGCAAGGUUGAUGAUGGUUGGCCCAAGUGUGUUCACAUCCCACCAUCCUGCAAAGAAAUCCAAUGCAAAGAUGGAACAGUGUGCAAGAUGGUAAACGGCUGGCCCAACUGCCUCCCUGUGCCGUGUGUUCCCGUGCCACCAUCCUGCCUGAAUUUCCAGUGCCCACCGGGGACUGUGUGCGAGAUCAUUCACAGCUGGCCCAAUUGUGUCCCAGUGCCAUCCUGCCACCACUUCAAGUGCAAAGAGGGCACUGUGUGCAAACUGGUGAAUGGCCAGCCAGAGUGUGUGCACACCCCACCGGCCUGCAAUGGAGUACAUUGCAAGGAAGGGACUGUGUGUAAGGCCAUAGAUGGCUGGCCCAAGUGUAUGCGAUUUUUCAGAGCUGCCCCAUUGUCUCCUCCGUCUUGUGCUGAAACUGCCUGCAAACUGGGCACCGUGUGCCAGAUGGUGGACGGCUGGCCCAAAUGCGUGCCAAAGAAACGCUCCUGUGAAGGCAUCCAUUGCAAACCAGGUACCGUGUGCCAGAUGGUGGAUGGAUGGCCCAAGUGCAUGCCAAAGAAACCCUCUUGUAAUGGUGUGCAUUGCAAACCGGGCACCUUGUGCCAGGUAGUGAAUGGCUGGCCCAAGUGCGUGCCAACCCACAAGUCCUGCGACACUGUCCAGUGCAGCAAAGGGAUGGUGUGUGAGGUGGCAGGUGGUUGGCCCCAGUGCGUCCCAGCAUCACGCUCCCAGCCCAUCUGCUGGGCCUCAGGCCACCCCCACUACCACACCUUCGAUGGGCACAGCUUCGACUUCCAUGGCACCUGCAGCUACACCGUGGUCAAGACCUGCAGCCAUAAGCCCAAGCUCCCUGCCUUCCACAUCAUCACCAAGAGCCAGAAGCGCGGCAACACACAGGUCUCCUUUGUCAGCCAGGUCACCAUCCAGGUCUACCACUACAACAUCACCAUGGUCAAGUACGAGUAUGGGCUUGCCAGGGUGAACGGCCAGCGGACCCGCCUGCCCAUCUCCCUGCACGACGGGAAGCUCUGGCUCCACCAACGGGGAGGCCAGCUGGUCGUGGAGGCCGAGUUCGGCCUGAAGGUCUACUACGACUGGAAUUACUACCUGGUGGUCAAGGUCACCAAGGCCUUCCUGGGCAGGCUGUGUGGCCUGUGCGGCAACUACAACUGGGACCCCAGCGAUGACUUCCUCACCCCCUCAGGGCAUCUGGCCACCAGUGCCAUAGAGUUUGGCAAGAGCUGGAAGGUGGAGGACGGUGACAGACAGUGCAGGCAUGGCUGCAAGGGGAAGUGCGGGGGCUGCUCACCGGAGUUGGUGAGGCGCUACCAUGGAGAGGCCUACUGUGGUCUGAUCACCAAGACAGCCCAAAAUGGCCCCUUCCGAAGUUGCCAUGCCCUGAUCAACCCCAAGGCCUUCCUGGAUGACUGUGUGGCCGACCUCUGCACUUACGAUGGCUACAAGCAGAUCCUUUGCCGGGUGCUCAAGACUUACGCGGAUGCCUGCCAGCGUGAGGGCACAGUGGUGAAAGACUGGAGGAAGCAGGCCGGCUGCCCUCUGCCCUGCCCAGAGAACAGCCAGUACCAGCUCUGUGGCUCCGCCUGCCCUUCCACGUGCAAUGACUUUGCAACCCUGGACAAGUGCCGCUUGCCCUGCAUGGAGACCUGCCAGUGCAAGAAGGGCUACAUGCUGGACGGGGGUCAGUGCAUCCCCAAGGGGCGCUGCGGCUGCAUCCACAAGGGGCGUCUCUACACCCCUGGAGAGCAUUUCUGGGGGGAUAAGAAGUGCCAGCAGAAGUGCCAGUGCAACCUGCACAGCAGGAAGGUCACCUGUCAGAUCUCCCGGUGCCAGCAGGGCGAGGAGUGCCGGGUGGCCAAUGGUAUCCGGAGCUGCUAUCCCACCCGCUAUGGAACCUGCUCCGCCCUGGGGGAGUCGCACUACAUCACCUUCGAUGGGCUGCACUACGACUUCCGCGGCACUUGUGUCUACCUCCUGGCUGGUUUGUGCCACAAGAACUCCAGCCUGGUGAAAUUCCAGGUCCUGGUGCAGUACCAGAGGAAGGGCAGCAAGAGUGGCUCUGGCACAAAGGUGGUAGAGAUUCAGGUCUACGGAGUGAAGCUUGUCAUUAUCCACGGAAAGGUCCGGCUGAAUGGCCUGCAAAUCAACCUCCCCUACAAUAUCGACUAUGACAAGAUCUCGGCCUACCACCGGGGCUGGGACAUAGUAGUGAAGACGGCUUUUGGCCUAACAGUGACCUUUGACGGCCAGAACCACAUCCGGGUGAAGGUGCCGGCCACCUAUGGCCGCUCAGUGUGUGGCCUGUGUGGGAAUUUUGAUGGGGAAGAUGACAAUGACAUGACCAUGAGCAACCUGCUGCCAGCGCCCACCCCAUCGGACUUUGGGAGGAGCUGGAAGGCCCGGGACAUCCCAGGCUGCAAGGAGAUGGAGAAGGAAGACUGCAUGGACAUAGCGAGAGUGGAGAAACAGCAUAGGAAGGGCAAGAAGGAGUGCGGGCUCCUCCUGGACAGGGACGGCCCAUUCAAGAAGUGCCACAAGAAGGUGAACCCGGAGGGGUACUUCAAAGACUGCAUCUUUGAUCGCUGCUCCCACAAGGACAACCAGACUGUGGUCUGCCACAUCCUUGCCUGCUACGCCGCAGCCUGCCAAGCAGCUGGUGCCAAGGUCUAUGAGUGGAGGACCAACAAAUUCUGCCGGCCACCCUGCCCCCAGAACAGCCACUAUGAGAUGUGCUCCAGCAGCUGUCCCGCCACCUGCCGCAGUCUCUACACCCCAACCCGCUGUCCCACCAAGUGCCGGGAGGGCUGUGUGUGCGACGAAGGCUUUGUGCUGAGCAGUGAUCAGUGCGUCCCCCUCUCCCAGUGCGGUUGUGUCCACCGGGGCUUCUACUACAAGCCGGGCGAGACCUUCUACCCCAACGGCUUCUGCAAGCAGAGGUGUUCGUGCCAGGCAGGGGGGAUCGUGGAGUGCUACCACUUCUCCUGCGGCCCCAACGAGGAGUGCCGGGUAGUGGACGGCAUCCAGAGAUGCCACCCAGUGGUGCCCAGGACUGGCACGUGCCAUGCCGCUGGUGACCCCCACUACCUGACCUUCGAUGGCUUCCCCUUUGAUUUUCAAGGCAACUGCACCUAUGUCCUUGCCAAGAGCUGUGUCCGAAAGGGCUACCUGCCCUCCUUUGCCAUCCACGUGAAGAAUGAACGUCUGGGCAGGAGCAAGGCUGCUGUCACCAACACUGUGUCCAUCAUCGUCUACAGACGCACAUUCACCCUGGUGCGGAACAGGAACGGUGUUGUCCUGGUGGAUGGCAUCUCCUACUACCUUCCCUUCCAGCUGAAGAAUGGCUUGGUGCGUGUCUACUACCAUGGUGCCAAUGUGGUGUUGCACACCAAAUUUGGCCUGCACCUCUCCUUUGACCUGAACUACUAUUUGGCCAUCACUGUGCCUAAGAGCUACCAUAGCCAGACCUGCGGCCUGUGCGGCAACUACAAUGGCAAACCACAUGAUGAUCUCCUGCGGCCCAACGGCCACCUGGCCCGAGACCUGCGUGACUUGGGUGUCUCCUGGAGGGUGAGAGUCCCCGGGGCAGUAUGUGACCAUGGCUGUGCCAGCCUGGUCUGCCCCGCCUGCCAGGAGUCCCGGAAGGCGAGCUACAUCCACAACAACUACUGCGGCAUCAUCCGGGCGCCCUAUGGGCCCUUCAGCGCCUGCUUCUCCACCCUCAACCCCACCGUCUUCUUCAACAACUGUGUGCAUGACUUGUGUAAGGCCGGGGGAAACCGGAGGCUGAUGUGCAGGUCCAUCCACAGUUACGUCACUGCCUGCCAGGCUGCUGGUGUCAAGAUCAAGCCCUGGAGGACCAAGAAGUUCUGCCCCAUGACCUGCCCAGCCAACAGCCAUUACAAACUCUGUGCCAACCCCUGCUCCAGCGGCUGCAAAGGGGUGGCCAACAUCACCAAGUGCCCCAAGAUCUGUGCUGAAGGGUGCCAGUGCAACAAAGGCUAUUUCUGGGGCGGCAAUGAGUGCGUCUCCAUUCGGCACUGCCACUGUUUCCACAAGGGCAGGUACUACAAGCCAGGUGCGCGGGUGCUCACAUCACAGUGCCGGCAGCGGUGCAGGUGCAUCCCGAGAGGGGGGGUGGUGUGCCAGUCAUUCCAGUGCCCGGCGGGGGAGCUCUGCGAACUGAGCCAAGGCCGAUGGGGCUGCGUGAGACGGGAUGGGAACUGUACCAUCACCCGAGGAGAUGUCUUCACCUCCUAUGAUGGGGUCUCAGGGAAGGUGCCCCUGGACGGCACCUACGAGAUCUCCUCGCUCAUCGACACUAGGGCCGCCAGCUGGUUCCGGGUGGUAGUAGAGUUCCAGACCUGCAAAAAGUGCCGUGCACCCAGAGUCACGGCCAUCACUGUCUACUUUCACAAGCUCACCAUCCUGGUCAACCGCAACGGCAGAGUCUUGGUGAAUGGGCGCCCAGUGCGACUCCCGGCCAGGCCCUCCAGAGUUGUGUCAGUGAGCCAGGCAGGGAACGUGGUGACCGUGGCCCAGGGCUCGGCACUGCAGGUUCUCUUCAGCACCCGUGGGGACGUGACGGUGAGAAUUGAUGGGAAGCUAGCCAGGAAGGUGCAAGCCGCCUGCGGGAACUACAACGGGAACAGUGCCGAUGACCUGCGCCUGCCCGAUGGGACAGUCCUGGACAACAUCGGCGAGGUCCUCAGCUACUGGAGAUUCUCCGAGAACCCCCAGGAUGAUUAUGACUGA
Molecule: messenger RNA, 7704 nt
Organism: Dermochelys coriacea (leatherback sea turtle)
Lineage: Eukaryota; Metazoa; Chordata; Testudines; Dermochelyidae
Product: IgGFc-binding protein-like
Exons: 16
Coding region: 1-7704 (2567 amino acids)
Cellular component (GO): extracellular matrix
Molecular function (GO): protein binding
Source: RefSeq, a predicted model, not a curated record